AUGGCUUUAAAGCGAAUCAACAAGGAAUUGCAGGAUCUCGGUCGUGAUCCACCUGCUAAUUGCAGUGCUGGUCCCGUAGGCGACGAUCUCUUUCACUGGCAAGCAACAAUAAUGGGUCCAGAAGACAGCCCAUAUUCUGGUGGUGUCUACUUUUUAAACAUUUACUUUCCAGCUGAUUAUCCCUUCAAGCCGCCCAAGGUGAACUUUACGACGCGCAUCUAUCACUGCAACAUCAACGCUAAUGGCGGUAUCUGUUUGGAUAUCUUGAAAGACCAAUGGAGCCCAGCGUUGACCAUUUCGAAGGUGCUCCUGUCAAUCUGUUCACUGCUCACGGACGCCAACCCGGACGACCCUUUGGUGCCCGAGAUUGCGCAAAUAUAUAGAACAGACCGCGCACGUCAUGACGCCACUGCCCGUGAAUGGACCGCCAAGUACGCCACUUAG
Peronospora farinosa is the source of this 444-nucleotide messenger RNA. NCBI's taxonomy places the organism in Eukaryota, Oomycota, Peronosporomycetes, Peronosporales, Peronosporaceae. The record is from the annotation of a GenBank genome assembly.